Molecule: messenger RNA, 1881 nt
Organism: Cherax quadricarinatus
Lineage: Eukaryota; Metazoa; Arthropoda; Malacostraca; Decapoda; Parastacidae
Source: RefSeq, a predicted model, not a curated record
AUGGCCCCAGCUCAUGCACAGUCAGUGCUCAGCUCUGGCUCCGUCAGUGUUAGCUCUGUGCUCAGCUUGUGCAAAAGCCAAAUGCAGAGCCAAUGGGCUCUGUGCCCCAGUUCAGUGCCCAGCCGUGCUCAGCUCUUCUUAGUUUUUUUCUACUCUGUGCUCAGGGUCAUGCAAAAACUCAGUGGCUCCCGUGCUCACCAGGGGGCCCCUCAGUGCUCAGCUCAGGGUUUCUCAGCUUUAGGCCAGCUCUGUGCUCAGCUCAGUGCCAAACUCUGUGCUCCCGCUCAGGCUCAGCUCAUGCUAGGGUCGUGGCCCGCUCAGUGCUCACCCUGUGCUCCCCUCAAAAUCUCAGCUCAGUGCCCCAGCUCCUGUCGUGUUCAAAUCAGUGCUCAGUCAUUUCUCAGCUCUGUGCUAGCUAAGUGCUCCGCCAAUGCUCAGUGCCAGCUCAGUGCUCAGCCCCAGCUCAGUGCUCAGCCGUGCUCGCUCAGUGCUCAGUCAAGCUCAGCUUUAGUGUCAGCUCAGUUGGGUCAUCAGGGCUCAGUCAGUGCUCCUGUUCAGCUCAGUGCCCUCUCAGGGUCAUGUUCAGCUCAGUGCUCCCGCUCAGUUCUCCCGCUCAGUGCUCAGCUUGUGCUCGCUCCCGUGCUUAAUUUAGUGCCGCUCUGUUUCUCAAAAUCAGUUUUCAGCUCAGUUUCAGUGGUUUUGCCCUGGUUUGCUCAGUGUUUGCACAGUGCUCACUCGUGCCAGGUUCAGCCCAGGUCAGGCUCAGAUGUUAUCAGCUCAGUGGGUCACCAUUUUCUCAGGUUUAGUUCAGUGCCCACUCAGGGUAGCUCGUGUCCCCAUGUUCCCCCAAAUGCUCAGUGUUUCGCUCAGUGCUCGUGGGUUUUUCUCAGUGCUCUUUCUCAGUGUUCAGCCCGUGCCCAGCUCAGUGCUAGCUCAGUGGUACCCCAGAGCAGCAGUAGUAGUAGUAGUAGUUUCAGUAGCAGUAGCAGUAGUAGUAGCAGUAGCAGUAGUAGUAGCAGUAGUAGUAGCAGUAGUAGCAGUAGCAGUAGUAGUAGCAGUAGUAGCAGUAGUAGUAGUAGUAGUAGCAGUAGCAGUAGCAGUAGUAGUAGCAGUAGCAGUAGCAGUAGUAGUAGUAGUAGUUGCAGUAGCAGCAGCAGCAGUAGUAGUAGUAGUAGUAGUAGUAGUAGUAGUAGUAGCAGUAGCAGUAGUAGCAGCAGUAACAGUAGCAGUAGUAGUAGUAGUAGCAGUAGUAGUAGUAGUAGUAGCAGUAGUAGUAGUAGCAGUAGUAGUAGCAGUAACAGUAGUAGUAGUAGCAGUAGUAGUAGUAGUAGUAGUAGCAGUAGCAGAAGUAGUAGCAGUAGUAGUUGUAGUAGCAAUAGUAGUAGCAGUAGCAGUAGUAGUAGUAGUAGCAGUAGUAGUAGCAGAAGCAGUAGUAGUAGUAGCAGUAGUAGUAGUAGUAGUAGUAGUAGCAGUAGCAGAAGUAGUAGCAGUAGUAGUAGUAGAAGCAAUAGUAGUAGCAGUAGCAGUAGUAGUAGUAGUAGCAGUAGUAGUAGUAGUAGCAGUAGCCAUAGUAGUAAUAGUAGUAGUAGCAGUAGCAGUAGUAGUAGCAGUAGUUGCAGUAGCAGUAGCAGCAGUAGUAGCAGUAGCAGUAGUGGUAGUAGUAGCAGUAGUAGCAGUACCAGUAGUAGUAGCAGUAGUAACAGUAGCAGUAGUAGUAGCAGUAGUAGCAAUAGCAGUGGCAGUAGUAGCAGCAGUAGUAGUAGUAGCAGCAGUUGCAGUAGUAGUAGUAGUAGCAGUACCAACAGUAGUAGUAGCAGUAGUAGCAGUAGCAGUAGCAGUAGUAGUAGCAGUAGUAGCAAUAGCAGUAGUAGUAGUAGUAGC